Molecule: messenger RNA, 630 nt
Organism: Cryptomeria japonica (Japanese cedar)
Lineage: Eukaryota; Viridiplantae; Streptophyta; Pinopsida; Cupressales; Cupressaceae
Product: high affinity nitrate transporter 2.5-like
Exons: 3
Coding region: 1-630 (209 amino acids)
Molecular function (GO): nitrate transmembrane transporter activity
Source: RefSeq, a predicted model, not a curated record
AUGGUAUUGCAAAUAGAUGCAUGGAUAGUCAUGAAUGUAGAGAUAAAGGUUGUCUGGCAUGCCAUAAAGAACUACAGGGUUUGGAUCCUGGCUCUUACCUAUGGAUACUGUUUUGGAGUAGAACUUACCAUAGACAAUGUGAUUGCACAGUACUUCUUCGAUAGAUUUGAUUUAAAUCUUCACACUGCAGGCAUAAUUGCAUCUACAUUUGGGCUUGCCAACUUAGUAACCCGCCCAUUUGGGGGAGUACUAUCUGACCUUGUAGCACGUAGGUAUGGCAUGAGAGGAAGGAUAUGGGCUCUCUGGAUUGUUCAGACAAUGGGUGGGGUGUUCUGUGUUUUGUUAGGAAAGGCAAAUUCACUGAGCCUUUCUAUUACAUUCAUGCUGAUCUUCUCCAUGUUUGUUCAAGCAUCUUGCGGUCUGACCUUUGGAAUAGUUCCUUUUGUAUCUAGAAGGUCAUUGGGCAUAGUGUCUGGAAUGGCAGGAGCAGGGGGCAAUGUGGGAUCCAUGGUAACACAGCUUCUGUUCUUCCUGAACUCCAACUAUUCUAAUGAGACUGGAAUCAGCUUAAUGGGUGUCAUGAUCAUUGCCUGCACAUUGCCUCUGUUGGGACUGUAUUUUCCACAGUGA